Molecule: messenger RNA, 2820 nt
Organism: Mus pahari (shrew mouse)
Lineage: Eukaryota; Metazoa; Chordata; Mammalia; Rodentia; Muridae
Gene: Lcp1
Product: lymphocyte cytosolic protein 1
Exons: 17
Coding region: 697-2580 (627 amino acids)
Biological process (GO): actin filament bundle assembly; actin filament network formation
Cellular component (GO): actin filament; actin filament bundle; cytoplasm
Molecular function (GO): calcium ion binding; actin filament binding
Source: RefSeq, a predicted model, not a curated record
GCCUGGAGGGUGAAGUGGUGGAGCCGGGAGGAGUGGCUCCACGUGCAGCUGUACGGAAGGCUGUGGUGACAAUCGUUAUUACUAUUCUUACUCUUAAAACAGUGGCCACUAUUAUUUACUUACUUUUCUCCAUGACUUGACACGGGUGUCUGGAGACUGGGUUGGCAUUUUCUAAUACGGCUACACUUUUGGGCAGCUGGCCACCGUUACUCGUUUUGCAGUAAAACCCUUGUCUCCAAAUCGCACAUUCUGUUUUCCUUCUUGUCUCUUGGGUGCAACCUGUAUUGUCUUUCUGUUUUUAAAGUUCUUGGUGGAAGUGGAACUGUGUGGGAACGAGAGCUGUAAGGCAGUGGUUCCACGGCUCUUUAAAAGGACACCCGGGUCCCACAGUCACGGUGGUUGGCUGUGAUUACCGGUGUUGGUGCUGGCUCUAUGUUCAGUGGUAGAUAUACCGCGCAUGUUUGCCUCUAUGCGCUUGCUUCUCUGGAGAUUUGAGAACGAAAACUGGAAAGAACCUAUUACAGAGACGGGGAAAUCCAACUGAGAAUUCAAUUACUUCCUGCCUUGUGACCACGCACCCCUGCUUGACAAGGCUGCUCUGUAGAUCUGAAGGACUGGGGCUUCUGACCACACACAGCAGUGCCGCUGCCACAGAGGACAGUUUCUCUACCAGGUCUGUCACCUAAAGCAGUGAAAAUGGCCCGAGGAUCCGUAUCUGACGAAGAAAUGAUGGAACUCAGAGAGGCUUUUGCCAAAGUCGAUACCGAUGGCAACGGAUACAUCAGCUGCAAUGAACUGAAUGACUUGUUCAAGGCCGCCUGCCUGCCUCUGCCUGGGUACCGAGUGAGAGAAAUCACAGAAAACCUGAUGGCCACAGGGGAUCUGGACCAAGAUGGGAGGAUCAGCUUCGAUGAGUUUAUCAAGGUCUUCCAUGGCUUAAAAAGCACCGAGGUUGCCAAAACCUUCCGAAAAGCUAUCAACAAGAAGGAAGGGAUCUGCGCGAUUGGUGGCACGUCCGAGCAGUCCAGCGUUGGUACCCAGCACUCUUAUUCAGAGGAAGAAAAGUAUGCCUUCGUCAACUGGAUAAACAAAGCCCUGGAGAAUGACCCCGACUGCCGGCACGUCAUCCCCAUGAACCCCAACACCGACGAUCUCUUCAAUGCUGUAGGCGAUGGCAUAGUUCUUUGUAAAAUGAUCAACCUGUCCGUGCCAGACACAAUUGACGAGAGAACGAUCAACAAGAAGAAGCUCACACCAUUCACCAUUCAGGAAAACUUGAACUUGGCUCUGAACUCUGCCUCGGCCAUCGGGUGCCACGUGGUUAAUAUAGGGGCCGAGGACCUGAAGGAGGGCAAGCCUUACCUGGUCCUGGGACUUUUGUGGCAAAUCAUCAAGAUCGGGUUGUUUGCUGACAUUGAACUCAGCAGAAAUGAAGCUCUGAUUGCUCUUUUGAGAGAAGGAGAGAGCCUAGAGGAUUUGAUGAAGUUGUCUCCUGAAGAGCUCCUGCUGCGGUGGGCUAAUUACCACCUAGAAAACGCAGGCUGCACCAAAAUCACCAACUUCAGCACCGACAUCAAGGACUCCAAAGCUUAUUACCACCUGCUCGAGCAAGUGGCUCCAAAAGGAGAUGAAGAAGGGAUCCCAGCCGUUGUGAUUGACAUGUCAGGACUGAGGGAGAAGGAUGACAUCCAGAGGGCAGAGUGCAUGCUGCAACAGGCGGAGAGGCUGGGCUGCCGGCAGUUUGUCACGGCUACCGAUGUUGUCCGAGGGAACCCCAAGUUGAACCUGGCCUUCAUUGCCAACCUCUUUAACAGAUACCCUGCCUUACACAAACCAGAGAACCAGGACAUUGACUGGGGGGCUCUCGAAGGUGAGACGAGGGAAGAGCGGACCUUCAGGAACUGGAUGAACUCCCUGGGAGUUAACCCUCGAGUCAAUCAUUUGUACAGUGACUUAUCGGAUGCCUUAGUCAUCUUCCAGCUCUAUGAAAAGAUCAAAGUCCCUGUUGACUGGAACAGAGUAAACAAGCCUCCAUACCCCAAGCUGGGGGGCAAUAUGAAAAAGCUGGAGAACUGUAAUUAUGCAGUGGAUCUGGGGAAGAAUCAAGCUAAAUUCUCACUGGUUGGCAUCGCAGGACAAGACCUCAAUGAAGGAAACCACACUCUCACACUGGCAUUGGUUUGGCAGCUCAUGAGAAGGUACACACUGAAUAUCCUGGAAGAUAUCGGAGGUGGACAGAAGGUCAAUGAUGACAUUAUUGUCAACUGGGUGAACACGACCUUGAAGGAGAUGCAGAAAAGCUCGUCCAUUGCUAGCUUCAAGGACCCAAAGAUCAGUACCAGCCUCCCAGUUCUGGAUCUCAUUGAUGCCAUUCAGCCAGGUUCCAUAAACUAUGACCUUCUAAAGACAGAAAACCUGGAUGACGAAGAGAAACUCAACAAUGCAAAGUAUGCCAUCUCUAUGGCCAGAAAAAUCGGAGCAAGGGUGUACGCCCUCCCAGAAGACCUGGUUGAAGUGAACCCCAAAAUGGUCAUGACAGUGUUUGCCUGCCUCAUGGGGAAAGGGAUGAAGAGGGUGUAAGUCCCAGAGGAGUCAGCCAGAAAUCGACAGAGACAAGCCUGAGGGUCAGCACAUGGUGCUCCCAGGAUACAGAGGACCAUUCAAGCCAUUCCAAAGUCCUGAACCUUGGAGACAUCAUCUGAAAUGCACAUAUCUCUUCUGCCAAGUAGCUUCUGCUAUAGUUAGCAAUACGUGCCUCUCUUUUGUUUUUUUGGUUUUUUGUUUUUGUUUUGUUUUGUUUUUUCAGAAGAUGUACUCGCC